CAUUAUUUUUUUUUUAAUUUUUUGCCUUUUUAAAGUCAUAUUCUUUCCUUCCUGUUGCUUGCACAGCAUUCUUAUAUCACAAAUCCAUCUUCAAGAAUCAACCCUUUUGCUCCUUUCUUUCUCUGGUCUCCCAUGGCAACUCUUCAAGACAUUGGGGUCUCAGCAUUCAUAAACAUAGUGACUGCAUUUGCGUUCUUGCUGGCUUUUGCUCUCUUGAGAAUUCAACCAAUCAAUGACCGAGUUUACUUCCCAAAGUGGUACAUUAGUGGAGCAAGAAGCAGUCCAAGGAGGGCAGGCAAUUUUGUGGGCAAAUUUGUUAAUCUAAAUGUCAAGACUUACUUCACUUUCUUGAACUGGAUGCCUCAGGCUAUGAAGAUGUCUCAGACUGAGAUUAUUAACCAUGCUGGUCUUGAUUCUGCUGUUUUCUUGAGGAUUUACACUCUUGGUUUAAAGAUUUUUAUACCUAUGACGAUCCUGGCUCUCCUAAUUCUUAUUCCAGUCAAUGUGUCAAGUGGAACUUUGUUCUUUUUAAGGAAAGAAUUGGUUGUGAGUGACAUUGAUAAACUUUCAAUAUCUAAUGUUCGUCCUGAAUCCAUAAGAUUUUUUGUUCACAUAGCUUUGCAAUACUUGUUCACUGUAUGGAUUUGCUUCAUGCUUUACAAGGAAUAUGAUAUUAUAGCAUCCAUGAGGUUGCGUUUCUUGGCUUCGCAACGCAGGCGUGCUGAACAGUUUACUGUAGUGGUGAGUAAUGUGCCACAUGUUUCUGGGAAGUCAAAAUCAGACACAGUGGAGCAAUUUUUCAAAACAAACCACCCAAAUACCUACCUUUGUCAGCAGGCAGUCUAUAAUGCAAAUAAAUUUGCAAAACUUGUGAGAAAAAGAGAUAGGCUCCAAAAUUGGCUGGACUAUAACCAGCUUAAGUUUGAAAGGCAUCCAGACAAGAGGCCCACUCGAAAGAGUGGAUUUUUGGGAUUCUGGGGGGAAAGAGUCGACUCCAUUGACUACUACAAAAAACAAAUUGAAGAAAUUGAGAAAAGAAUGGCCUUGGAGCGCCAGAAAAUUCUCAAAGACUCAAAAUAUAUCUUGCCUGUUGCUUUUGUUUCAUUUAAUUCACGCUGGGGGGCUGCUGUUUGUGCACAGACACAACAAAGCAAGAACCCAACACUAUGGUUGACAAAUUGGGCACCAGAACCUCGUGAUAUUUACUGGCGUAAUUUGGCUAUACCAUUUGUUUCACUGAGCAUUCGCAAGCUUAUAAUAUCUUUGUCAGUGUUUGCUUUGGUGUUCUUUUACAUGAUUCCCAUUGCUUUUGUGCAAUCCCUUGCAAAUUUAGAGGGUCUUGAAAGAGUUGCUCCUUUCCUCAGGCCGGUAAUAGAGUUGGAAUUCAUCAAGUCAUUUCUUCAGGGUUUCCUUCCUGGUCUUGCUCUUAAAAUCUUUUUGUACAUUCUACCUACAAUUUUGAUGAUAAUGUCAAAAAUUGAGGGAUACAUUGCAGUUUCAACUCUAGAACGAAGAGCAGCAGCAAAGUAUUAUUAUUUUAUGCUGGUUAAUGUAUUUUUGGGGAGCAUUGUUACUGGUACAGCUUUUGAGCAGCUACAUUCUUUCCUUCACCAAUCACCAACCCAGAUUCCUAGAACAAUUGGAGUUUCAAUUCCAAUGAAGGCUACUUUUUUCAUUACUUAUAUAAUGGUUGAUGGGUGGGCUGGUAUUGCUGGUGAGAUCCUUCGAUUGAAACCAUUGGUCAUAUUUCAUCUUAAGAACAUGUUUUUGGUAAAAACAGAAAGAGACAGAGAGAAGGCAAUGGACCCUGGUAGUGUGGACUUCCCAGAGACUCUUCCUAGUCUCCAAUUGUACUUCCUUUUGGGCAUUGUCUAUGCAGUGGUUACUCCGAUCCUGCUUCCUUUUAUACUAGUUUUCUUUGCCUUGGCGUACUUGGUUUACCGCCAUCAGAUAAUUAAUGUCUACAAUCAACAAUAUGAGAGUGCUGGCGCAUUCUGGCCUCACGUUCACAGCCGCAUAAUAGCAAGUUUAUUGAUUUCUCAACUUCUGUUGAUGGGCCUGCUGAGUACAAAAAAAGCUGCUAAUUCCACUCCUUUGCUAGUUAUCUUGCCCAUAUUAACAUUAUCCUUCCACAAGUACUGCAAGAGUCGCUUUGAGCCGGCAUUUAGAAAGUAUCCACUUGAGGAAGCCAUGGCUAAAGACUUGUUAGAUCGGACCACGGAACCUGAUAUAAAUUUGAAAGCAUACUUGGCCGAUGCUUACUUGCACCCCAUCUUCCAUUCAUUCGAGGAAGAAGAGUUAGUCGAGGUCAGGGUGGACAAAUACCAAUCACGCGUUGCCAGUGCUCCGACCAGUGAACUUAGCUCGCCCUCUCCACCACAUCAAGUCCAUCAUCCUUCUUCCCCACCACAUGUAUAUCAUCCACCACCUGAACAUAUAUAUCAUCCUUCCUCCCCACCUCAUUAUGCUUAUCACCCAUCCUCCCCACCUCAUUAUGCCUACAACUAUGAAAAUGAAAGUUGAACAACUGUUUAUUUCAAGUUUUUUCAACCACUUACAACUGUUAGAGAUAGUGUUCCUUUGGGUUGUAAUUAUGGGUUCGGAAUGCUUUUCUUGAAAUAUACUUGGAAUUUCAGUCAUGCUAGGUUCUGUUGUUCGGUUCUUAGGAGAACCGCAAGGAAAUUUAGAAAAUUGCAUUGGCUAAUUACUUUGUAUCACGGUUUCAAGAAAUUUUUUUUAAUUUUUAAUUUUUAUUUUUUCUUAUGUAAUAUGUUUGACCAGGUCUUUUGGAGUUGUUGUAUAAAGCAUUUGAUAUGUUCAUUUUUCAUCGGCGUCUUGCCGACGGAAGUAGAGAAUUGCGUCUUCUUCUU
Molecule: messenger RNA, 2870 nt
Organism: Hevea brasiliensis (rubber tree)
Lineage: Eukaryota; Viridiplantae; Streptophyta; Magnoliopsida; Malpighiales; Euphorbiaceae
Product: CSC1-like protein At1g32090
Exons: 11
Coding region: 133-2523 (796 amino acids)
Cellular component (GO): plasma membrane
Molecular function (GO): calcium-activated cation channel activity
Source: RefSeq, a predicted model, not a curated record